AAACUUAUUAAAUAGAUGCGUAAGAAAUGAUUGAAAAUGAGGGUGAGGUGGACCUGGCCUCGGGUGACUGUUGUCGCUAUUGUUAUAUGGAGGCGGCUGCUACAAAGCCACUUUUCUACCCAUGUCAUUGUGCUGGAUCAAUGAGAUAUGUUCACCAGGAGUGCCUGGACAGAUGGUUGUCACACAACGACAGGCCCCCCAACUGCGAGGUGUGUGGGCAUCGGUUCCAGUUCCAGCCCAUCUACAAAGAGGACAUGCCCAAACACGUGCCAGUGCGCAUCCUCCUCAGUGGGCUGGGAAGAACGGUGACACGGGGCGUGUGUGACUGGCUGCACUACACACUCGUGGCUGUGGCGUGGCUGCUGGUGGUGCCCCUGUCAGCAUACAGGAUCUACAAGUUCAUUUUCAGCACUGCAGCUAUCGCUGUGCCUGGGGUGGGGGGAGGGGGAGGAGUUGGAGCAGGAGUGGGUAGUAGCAUGGGGUCCCUUCUCUCCCUCACCUGGUCCCUCCUUAGUCCCCACAAUCUCCUCUCAGACGUGUUCUAUGGUGCCUUCAUUGUGUCCGCCAGCAUUGCAGCCUUUGUGGCACUGGUGUGGCUGCGCGAACAGAUCAUCAAUGGAGCUGCGCCGGAUUGGAUGGAGUUGCAUUUGGCAGGUAGACGCAAUGUGGGUGUACAGGCUAACCAUCCUCCUGCUCGUCGUGAAGCAAACAACAACCCCAAUAACAACAACAACAACAAUGUGCCCAACGUGAAUGAGGGGAAUCAACCUGUGCCUCCUGUUCAGAAUGAGGAACUAAAUAAUAACAAUAACAACAACAACAAUAAUCAUAAUAAUAAUAAUAAUAAUAAUGACAAUGUGGAGACAGAGGAGGAGCCACGUGACCAGAGGGAAGAAGAAGAGAGUGGAGGCAGAGACAGAAGUGAGUCGAAUGAGGAAUUGAGACAAGAAAAAGAAGUGGACCGUGAUAGAGGGGGAGACCCAACAGAAGGUGAGAAGUCUCCCGAGAGUGACACACGUGCAGAUGGAGCAGGACCAUCUAGUGGUAGCAACAGCACUGUUGUGGAAAGUGAGCCUCCUAGAGCGAGUAAUGCUGUCAUAAGUAGUGCUCAGUCUGGCACAUCUGACACAGAUACUGGGGUGGACAGUCACCAAAGGAUCGACAAUAGUAGUGAAGAGGAGGGAAGAGUGGAGCUCAAUGCAGUGACUGAUGGUCGAGACGGAGAGGGGCAAGCGGAUGUUGAAGUUGAACGGAGGAGAACUGAAGUCGAGCAACGUUCUAACAGAUUGGACGAGCCGCCGGUUCUGGAUGACAUCGAUGCUGAUGAUGAUGCAGACGGUGGUUCGGAAAACAACAAUGGGGAUCAACACGAGGAGGAGGCUGCAGUUGCUGAAGAUGAACCUGAACCAGAGGAGGUGGAUGGAGCGGAAGUAGCAGAGGCUGGCGGGGACAUGUUCGAACAGGCUGCGGAGGAGCUGACGUGGGACCGGAUGUUGGGUCUGGACGGGAGUCUGGUGUUUGUGGAACAUGUGUUCUGGGUCAUAUCUCUCAAUGGAAUCUUUGUGUUCCUCUUCGCCUAUUGCCCCUACCAUCUGGGCAGAGCUCUGUCCAUUCUUCUUUUGUUACUAUCCCAUUUCUCGGUCCCGCUUCACUCUCACAAUACACAGUCUAACCAGGCGAUGGCGACCACUCCAGUUAGCGCUAACAUUCCACCAGUGCCAGACACAGUUCUCUUGUCAGGACUCAUCGCGGCCUCAUCCGAAGCCACAACGUCGUCUCAAUCCUUUGUAGCUCACACCACAACUACCACAAGCACACGUGCUAUUACAUCUACCAGUACAAUGGCUGCAACAAGUGGCAGUGGUGGCACUACUUCUAGUGAGGGUGGGGGCGAGGGUGGUCCAGUGGAGGCGGUGCUGUUCCUUCUGCUGGGAUAUGUGGCAAUAGCUCUGGGAUCCCUGCUCAUGUAUCUGGCCUGUUCCAUUCUGAACAAACCACAGCUGUCCAAUAUAUUCGGAAUCAUGUACAUCACCAUGAAGGUGGUGCUUCUCAUGGUGGUGGAGAUUGGUCUGUUUCCCCUGCUGGCUGGAGUGUGGAUUGACAUGUGUACUCUGGCUCUGUUCGACGUCCAGUGGGCCCAGAGAGCGGAGGGGUUCACCCAUGCUCCACUCACAUCCCUCUUCAUUCACUGGAUGGUGGGCAUGGUGUUUGUGUUUUACUACGCCUCCUUCAUCAUCACUCUGCGGGAGAUGUUGCGGCCAGGGGUGUUGUGGUUCCUCAGGAACUUCACCGAUCCAGAGUUCAACCCAGUCCACGAGAUGAUCCGACUGCCAAUACUCUCACACGUCAGAAGGUUCUUGCUGUCUGGCACUGUGUUUGGCACGACCUGUCUGCUGUCUCUACUACUGCCAGUGCUCACUAUUAGACGUGUGCUGCCCCACUUCCUCCCCUACCAGAUAUCUCUCGUCACUGACGCCCCUGUCAGCGAACUCUCCAUGGAACUGCUACUCCUCCAGGUCAUUCUACCGGCACUGCUGGACCAGGGUCACAUCCAGGGUGCUGUGAAGUCCUCCAUCCUCUUGUGGACUAAACUGGUCGGAUCACUCCUCGGACUCAGAUCAUACUUGCUAGGAGACAAUGACAGUCCAAUCUUUACAUGGAACCAGCGCAGACGCAAUAACAACAACAGAGCCAAUAUAGAUGCGAAUGAACAGGACGCCAACAUCAACAACAACAACAACAAUGAAGCGGCGGACAAUAACGCAGCUGCAGCUGCAGGAGGGGGUGGGGGUCUUCAGGCGGCUCAUCUGGCUCUGCUGCAAGUGAGUGUGACGACUGGAGAGGACGAGGAGCAGAUCUACCACAGACCUGCUCUGUUCCCACUGCGCAUUGUGGGACUGCUUGGAAUGAGUAUGCUGACUGUGUAUCUGCUCAGUUGUGUGGGCCUCCUCCUGCCCACUGCACUGGGACGAUGCAUCAUGUCCUUGUGGUUUGGGUCUCUGAGGGUGCAUGAGUUGUACACUUGUGCAGUGGGCGUCUACUGCUGCUGGGCCUUGUUGAGGGGCGUGGCCUGUGUCGUCUCCUGGAUGUCUGCCGGAGGAGUGAGGUUGCAAGUCCUCACUCACAAGAUGUGCAAUCUGUUCUACAUUCUAGCCAAGCUGAGUGUGGCGGCCGUUUUCUGCCUGGGUCUCAUUCCGCUGCUGCUGGGUCUGUUCUUCGACCUGCUGGUGGUGAUGCCACUGCGACUCCACCCGGAUCAGACUCCCAUCCUAUUCCUGUGGCAGAGCUGGGCGCUAGGCAUUCUGCACGCCAAGAUAUUCUGUGCUGUCACCCUCAUAGGACCCGACUGGUGGCUGAAGAGUGCGAUGGAACGAGUGGGCAACAGCGCCUUGGCCAAUCUGGACGUCGCAUUCCUUCUGAGACGAAUCGUGAUGCCUGUGGUGGGCGCACUCCUCGUCCUUCUAAGUGUUCCCUACUGCACAGCGUAUGUUGUGGUGCCCCUGGUGCUGAGAUGGUCGUCAUCGGAUGCUCUGCUGCAGAGUCUGAUCUACAGACGCUUCUACCAUUGCCUCCUGCUAGUGUGUUCAGUGGCCCUCUUCUUUCUCUUGCAGCUGAAUCAGAUGAGAAGAGUGUAUACGCGAAUAAAGGACGAGAGAUACCUGAUCGGACAGAGACUGCAGAAUCUGGAGAAACAUAAUGCAACCAACUCCUCCUCCUCUUCCCAACCACAAACCACUCUAAGUUGACCACGCCUAACAGACCUUAUUUUGAACCAGUCUCCAUAUUUUCUCCCUCAAUUUGCAGUAGUCCACAACUAGUGAAACAUUGUUAUCAAUUUGUGCUAGCCACGUAGUAGCGAUUGGCUCACCAGAGUCCAGGCAUCUUUACAAAGAACACUUGACACCAAAACUUGACUUUUAUUGGGGUUUCCAGUGAUGCCCGUUUGUAUUCAGUCCUUAUCAAUCUUCAAUUUAAAAAAAACUCAAAAUUCCCCUGAAAAAGCAGGAUUGAAAUUAUAUGUAUAUGCUUAAAUCCAUACAAGCUCUGAUAUCAUGCAAAUUAGCUCUUAUAUCAAUGAUAUUUGAGCAACCCAAUUAACAGAUCAGAGCUCCUGCCAAGCAUGUUCAUUCUCGCUAUUUUUAGCUAUAAUUUAUUAUCCCAUACAAAGAGCUACGAAUUAAUUGUAUUAAUUAAUGUUUCCUAACUGAGGGAAUUGCAAUUUUCUUUCCUUCA
Molecule: messenger RNA, 4233 nt
Organism: Symsagittifera roscoffensis
Lineage: Eukaryota; Metazoa; Xenacoelomorpha; Acoela; Convolutidae
Product: E3 ubiquitin-protein ligase MARCHF6-like
Exons: 13
Coding region: 27-3746 (1239 amino acids)
Cellular component (GO): endoplasmic reticulum membrane
Molecular function (GO): zinc ion binding
Source: RefSeq, a predicted model, not a curated record